AUCUAUGUUACUCUGCAGUGGUGUUGUGCCCUGUUAGGUGUCCAGAGGAGAGAGAUAAUCCUCGGGGAUCCUUGCCAGAUCAAGGGGCAGCAGAGUUGAGAUCACUUUGGUUCUGUUAUGUGCAGGCUGAUGUCACGACUCUCUCAGGUGCCUGAGGAGGUUCCCUAAGCAUACAAGAACACCACCUGAGGAGAGAAAGCUGCAUGGGGUCUGCUGGGGUGCUUCCUGUGGGACAGGGAGUAGAGCCAGGGAGCUCCCUCAGGGAUGGCAGCCUGACACAGCACCCAGCCUGAGUACCUGGGUCUCUUCCUCUUUUUUCAGUCCAAAAUGGUGCUGCUUUUCCUCUGAGGUAUGUGCUAUCCACUCUUUUUAUCUAUUCAGACUGGUGUGUUUAGUAUCUACACCUGGAAAUACAACAGUCCUGCAUACCUUGUGUUUUUCUGUUCAUUCCCGGUUCAUCCUGUGUGGGGUUUUCCAGGCAGAUGCUUAUUGCAUUAUCAUUCAUGCUUCUUUUGUACCUGUGUCUAACACUACACCUUACACAAAGGAAAUGUAGUUUGUUACACAAAAAACACAGCAUGCACUGAAGUGGUGGCUUGAUUCACACAUUUGGGAGGGAGUGUAAGUUCCCUUUGCACUGCUGAGAUUUGUCUCCAGUUACCAAAUGCCUGGAAUUAAUCAAGUGUAGCUGCAGCUUUCAUGUUAACUUCCUUGGAGAAAGGGCUGACGAGAAAGCCAUUUUCCUAACCCAAACUGGGGUUCUGGCUUUAAAGGCAUGGAGAUCCAGGGAAGUUGUCCAUGGACAGUCCAAGGCAAGCUCUCAUCUGCAAUCCAUGCUAUGCUUCAGCCUCCCUCAGUCACUGUGUAGUGAUGAUGCUUCACACACAGGCUGAUAAAAUAAUGAGAUGCUUUCUCCAGUUGCUCUCCCUGCUUUGGCCUUAGCUAGGAAUAUGGACAAAAUCUUUUUUUUUUGUCAGAUAUUAAGUAUUUGAAAACCUUGCUUCUAGUCCUCUAGCUUUAAAUAUUAUGUCUUUUUGAGAUUUUACUAAAACCACACCCCACCUUUUUGCAAAAGGCCCAAGGUAAAAAACUUCACGCUCGCCUUGGAAAAGCGCCGGCUUUCAGCGUGAAAGCUGGGACUGUUCCUUUAAACACAACCCCAAUAUGUCUGGGUAUUUCAGCACAUAUGGGCCACGAUGGUUAAACCCUACCCAGCUGGUCCGGCCGUUCUGCCGCGCAGCUCCGUCUUUGUUCGUGGCUCAAAGGGAGGGUGGUGAGAGACGGAGCAAGCUGUGAGUGCUGCGGGUUGCCAUCCUGCAAGGGCGGGCUGCGGCCGAGCGGGAGGAGCGGGCAUGUCCCGCCCGAGGGGACAGGAGCUUUGCGAGACAUUCUCCAUGGGGGAGAUGAUGUCCUUGGAAGCAGGAACUCGAAGGAGCCUUUAAACCGCCCGCAGGCACUUUGUUCUCUAUUUUCUGCCCUUCUCUCCCUUCCCCCUCCUGCCUUUUGUUGUUUCUCAGGCUGGCUCUAACACAAGUCCCCUCAUCCCAACCAUCCCCCAUGGGGACAGCCCCUUUCAGAGGAUGGCGUGGAUUCCUGCAAACGCAGGGAUGUGGAGUGGAAAGGCUCUGGUGCAGAAUAUUCUUUGCCAGGGAAAGAUGAGAGGUUUCCUUCCCUUUGGAGGCCCAGAACCACCCCGGGGUGGUGGCAGUUUCGUGGGGGUUCGGUGUCGGUGCUGUUGGUGACUGGGGCAUCUCUGGAGCUGGGGCUCUGUGAGCUUGGGUGGGUGGCCGAUGCUCAGCCAGGGCAGGGGCUCAUGUCCUGCUCUCUUGCCAGGCAGGGGGGUGCUGGUGGGAUGCUCCUGAUCUCUGGCUGCCCCCAGGAAGCCCCUGCCACCCGUGUAGCACUGUGCAGGGCAGAGGGGCUUUGCUUCGGUUCCUUUUUUCUUCCUCAUGUGCAGCCUAAAUACCUUCUUAAUUUCAUCUCAUUAUUUCCUGCCUAAAUAAUUCCUGUUUCUCCUGGGGACCGUUUUUAAACCUUUGAUCUUCUCUGAAGUCUCACAGUCCUGAUCACAUCCUUUCUGUUUAAAUGAAUCAAAUGCCUUUUUGACUCAUGAUUUAUAAAUUUGCCCACAGAGGAACAGAGGCACACCUUGAAAUCACCCACUGUGUCUGUGGCUGGAGCAGAAGUACCCUGGGCUUAUCUAGAGCACCUUCCAGCCAGACCUCCGUGCCUGGCUCCUCUGCUUCCCUGCUGCAUGUCACUCUCUCCUGCCUCCCUCCACCCUCCCACCCGACUCUUCAGCUGACAGCCUGGGCUCAGGCCCAGCCUGGAAUGGCCAUCCCCGGGUCAGGAGAAGGGUGAAUGUGCCGGUGGUUGAUGGAUGCUGUCCCUUGGGAGUGGGGCACAGCUGCUGUGCUGCAUGGCCUGGCCCCCCAUCUCCCGGGGAUUGCGGAUGCAGAGCACAGCUAAGGGCAGGGGGAGGAGCAGCUGUGCAGGGACUGGUGUCCUGGGCACUGGCUUGGUGCUGAGGCAGUGGUGGAAAGGCUGGAAGACUGCGGGUGUUGGCGAAGAUGGAUGUGAUGAGGGUAAACAUGUUGCUCCGUAGUGCAGCGAUGCAGAAGUUGGGGAGCACUUUGUUCCUGAGCCCAGGGGAUGGGGGCUGGGAGGGCUGAGCACUCCUCCUGGAUGAACCAGGGUUGUGGCGAUGGAAAAUACCCAGGAGAGGUCCCUGUGCCGUGGCCAGACCUCACCUGCAUCUGUGCUGUAUGGGCCCACACUUGUUGACAAGGACAGACCUCCUCUCCAAGCCAUUAGGGAAGCAGCUAAUUAAGCUCUGCAGUGUUCCUGGGAGGUCAGCAGGAGAUACGCCAGCAUUGCAGCAUCUCCCAGAGCCUGCACUGGGGCAGGAUCUUCCCACAGUGCCCAGGGACAGGGGGAGCUGCCCUGCUCCUCCUCAUUCCAUUGUGCUCUUGGUCCUGGUGCUGGAGGGGUGACACAGUGCUCGAUGCCCCAGGACAGAACCCAAUGUUCCCUGCCUCAGCUGGGCUUAGGAUAGAGGGCUCCUGGCUGGGAUAUCCCACAGCUCCCAGCAGCCCUCGGCAUGGCUCCAGCAAGGCUGGGCAGAGGGGAGAGAGCCUGUACAAAUAUUAUUGUUGUUGUUAUUCCCCAUAAAUAUAUGCAGGCACUUAACGACCUUGGCAUGGAGCAUUUCCUGGGGAUUCAUGACCAGUGGGUGUUAAUGGUCUUUAGCUGCACCUCAGGCCAUCAGCUCCUCCCAGCCCAUCAUUAAUCCACAGGAAAUGUCUCGGGCAUCGAUCCUCAUUGCUUAAUUAAUAAAUGCAACUUGUCUCCUGCCUGAGAUUUAGAGAUACUCGCUGCUUCUCUCCCUGCUGCUUUGAAGGUGACUUUUUAGCACAGGUCCCUCACGCUGGGAGGCCCUCGUGGGAUUUUGUUUCCUGGCAUUCAUGUGGGUGUGGGCUGUGGCAGCAGGAAAGUCUUUUCUCUCCUGGGCGGGAGGGAAGGAACUGAGCUGCUGUUGGGUUUGGGGUUUCUCCAGCUAAUGUGGCACAGCACAAGGAGCACAUCUUUCCCUCCAAACCCAAAGGCUUGCUUACCUUCAGCUGAGUGCAUCCAAGAGCCUGGGCGAGAAGUGAGCCAGCAUGGAAGAACGUGGCAAUUCUCCAAGGCCUUAGCAGGUUCUGUAAUAAUCGAUGUUUUUUGCCCAUGAGUCACAAUUCAUCUCUAAUCUUCCUCGGGGGAGGUGGGAUUUGCUAUCUUUAGUGCUCACGACUGCUGCUUUCCCGGGCUGAGCAUCCCGCUGAGCCUGGACUCCUGCUGCAGGGAUGCUGACCUGGCAGCCAGCUGCCUUUCAAUCCUGCUCCCUGUUUCUGUAGCCCUCACCACCAGCUGGCUUUGUGCAGUGGGUGCCGCAGUAUAAAUCAUGUUAAUUCCUGAGAUGCUUUUCCGCGGUAAGUCUGAAAUUCCCAUUUUGGUUCGCUGGCUUGCCUGGCGAACUAAAUUAUUUUCAUAGCCCCUUAAGGGCAUAUUGUCAGCCCAGACUUAUUGCCGUUAUACACCAUUUCUGAAACAUUAAUAUCUCUUCUAAAUAUAGUGUAUUGACAAGGUAUCUGGUAUAGUGUAAAUCCUUGGGACAUUUGAUCCAGAUCAUUAAAACUGAGUGAAGGAAGGGAGGAAUAGAUCAAGUUACCUUGCUGCUCUUAAUUCAAACAAGCGAUGAAUUAUUCAUUCUGCUAUUAAUUCUACAGUCCUCCUGCUUUUUAUUUAUUUCGCUCUUUAUUUAUUUUUUUCCUCCCAGAUAGGCAGCUCCAAAAGGAUGCUCGGGCACUGGUGAGGGGAGAUUUGCCUGCUGGAGGAUGGGGUGCACAGGGCUGGGCUGUCUGGCAGCGCUGGCCGUGCUCUGCGGGGCUCUCGGGGAUGCUCCCAGCAGAGGCAUCAAAUGUGGGGGAGUACUUUCAGCACCCUCCGGCAAUUUCUCCAGCCCCAACUUCCCGGGGCUGUAUCCCUACGAGACAGAGUGCACGUGGCUCAUCGUGGUGGCCGAGGGCUCCUCCGUCCUGCUCUCCUUCAGCCACUUCGAGCUGGAGUACCACGACACCUGCGCCUACGACUACCUCCAGGUCUACAACGGGGCUGCCCGGGACCGAGGCAACCUCCUGGGCACCUUCUGUGGCCACAGCCCCCCGCCACCCUUCUCCUCCGCCUGGCACGUCAUGGCCGUGGUCUUCCGCUCCGACCGGCACGUGGCCAAGCAUGGCUUCGCCGCUGCCUACAGGAAAGAUGCCUGUGGUGGGCAGCUGACUGGGCUCUCUGGGGAGAUCACCAGCCCCCGCUACCCCGAGAGUUACCCCAACGAUGCCGAGUGCCGCUGGAGCAUCGGGGGGGCCAGUGGUGGUGGCCCCCUCACCCUGGUGUUCGCUGACUUCCAGAUGGAGGGGGGCCAAGGCUGUGGCUUUGACUACGUGGCCCUUUUUGAUGGCCCCACUGUCACUGCCCCCAGCCUGGGGCGUUACUGUGGCAGCGCCCGCCCACCCCGCACCGUGUCCUCCACCCCACACCUCCUCAUCAUCUUCAAGUCGGACUUCAACAUCGGUGGCAGGGGCUUCAAGGCCCAUUUCUACUCAGGCGAGUGCCAGGAGGUGUUCACCAGCAUCAAAGGGAAUUUCUCCAGCCCUCAGUACCCCAACUUCUACCCCAACAACCUCAAGUGCCAGUGGAGCAUCCAGCUGCCCCCGGGCUAUCGGGUCAAGGUCUUCUUCCUGGACAUGGAGCUGGAGGGCCGGAGCAGCCUGACGGGUGGCUGUGACUAUGACCACUUGUCUGCCUUUGAUGGUGGCACCGAGAAUGGAUCCCUGCUGGGCCGGUGGUGUGGGCGGGAGAGCCUGGCACCCGUCACCUCCCGCAGCAACCGGCUGCUCCUGCUCCUCCACACCGACCGCAACACGGCCAAGAGGGGCUUCUCCAUCUCCUACGUGGGAGUUGUACCCAUGAAUGUCAGCUGCACCCGGACAGACUUCCACAUCCAGAUCCCUGUGCAGUCCCUGGCCCAGCUGGAGAGGAAUAGGAUUUAUUUGGGGACCCCCUCCUGUUCAGCCCAGGUGGUUGGCAGGAACUUUAAAAUACACACCAGGUUUGACACCUGUGGCACUGAAUCCCAGAGGCGCAACAACACGUCUGUCAUCGUCAGCACCCUCUACAUUGAUUUUUCAGUGGGAGACCAGGAAGACAUCCACCAGUACGAGGUGCAGUGUGAGCCAAAGAGGAAGGAAGCCUCAGUGACCCUUAUUGCUGGCCCUGAUCCAUCCAGGCUCAGCCAGGCAGAAAACCUGGUGGAUGCCCAGAAGUGGGAGGGGGAAGCGAUCGAUGCCCGUGAAAUCAAGAGCCAGGACACCAGCGACAUCAUCUUCAUCAGCAUCUGCAUCCUGGCUGGGCUCCUCAUGGUCAUCGCAGUGGUGGGGCUGGUGCUUCUGUAGGAUGCUCUUUCCAGGCUCCAGGGAUUGCAGUCCCAGUCAUGCUCAGGGCAGAAAGGCACCCCAAAAUCCACCCUCGCCUCAGGCUGAACCCUAACACAGCUGCCCAAACAGAGACACAGCUCCCAGGCCCUGAAACUGAGUCUGAACCCAACCUCCACCUUCUCUUAGUGCCUGAAAAAUCUGGGCAAUAGGCAGCCGUUUCCCUUCCCAAUUUGUUUUCCUCUGUUUCAAUCUGUCCAUUUGGCUCAGGAAUGCAAUUCUUGUGCUCCCUAACUCUUCCCGCACCUGCUUCAAUUUGUUUUCCCUGUAGUGCUGCUGCUUUCAGGAAAGAAACGUUGUUUGCCGAUGGCUGCAAA
Messenger RNA from Haemorhous mexicanus (house finch), 6346 nucleotides. RefSeq names its product CUB domain containing protein 2 (gene CDCP2). NCBI's taxonomy places the organism in Eukaryota, Metazoa, Chordata, Aves, Passeriformes, Fringillidae. Bases 4374 to 5990 code for a protein of 538 amino acids. The transcript has 7 exons. The record is from RefSeq and is a predicted model, not a curated record.